Molecule: messenger RNA, 7766 nt
Organism: Gigantopelta aegis
Lineage: Eukaryota; Metazoa; Mollusca; Gastropoda; Neomphalida; Peltospiridae
Product: nucleoprotein TPR-like
Exons: 64
Coding region: 47-7213 (2388 amino acids)
Biological process (GO): protein import into nucleus; mRNA export from nucleus
Cellular component (GO): nuclear pore
Molecular function (GO): structural constituent of nuclear pore
Source: RefSeq, a predicted model, not a curated record
ACCAUUCAACCAGUGUCGUUUUGGUGUCUCAUGCGCCAUUUCAAUCAUGGCGGGGUCCAGUGAUGUUUCAAAUAUUUUGGAAAAUGAGGAAUUUAAGUUGCUGUCAACUACAUUUAAAGAAACUAUUGAAUGUUUUAUAGCAUCAAAAAAUUCAGAGGUUGAUGAAUUUAAAACGAAAUACGAUCGUCUUUUAAUAAAUUCAGAACAACAGUACUUUGAAGUGGAAAAGCAGCUGAUAAGUAGCAAUAACAAACUUGAAUCUGCAAUAGCUGCUAACAAUGACCUUCAAAGCAAACUCUCUGUCCUUGAAGAGACGUUUGCUGAGGCCACUAAAAAGCUACAGGAUUUGGAGAAGAUCAGUGAAGAGACUCAGUCAUCUCAGGUCAAAUUGACAAAAUUGAAAGAUGAGUUAGAAUAUGAUAAGAAUGAGCUGAAUGUGCUAUUAGAAAAGCGCAACCUUGAAAUAGACCGGCUGAAUGAUGAAUGUAAAAAAUUGACAGAGAGAGUGUCGGUUGUCAACAAUGAAAAGUGUGUUGCGCAGGCUAAAUUGGCGGAAUGUCAGUCACAGGAAGUGGCAAUGGGGUAUCAGGAAAAGCGGUUGAAUCGUGAGAAGGAACAGCUGCAACAGCAGUUGGAUCAGGUUUCCAGUGAGCUUCGGGAGAAGACAAACACACUGAUCAACUUUAGAAAGGAGAGAGCUGGGCAACUGCUGCAACUUCAAACUGAGCUUGAAGAAAAAACAGAAGAGGUUAAAUAUAAGGACAUGACUAUUGAAACAUUGAGAAAGGAGAAGGAGAAUCUUGCACAGAAAAUAGAAAACUACAACCAGAGACUAAAAGUUGCUCGCGAUGCACAGACAGAAUCCGAUGAGCAGUUUCGCCAGGAACUGGUUGCUCGGGACAAACUCCUUAAUUUGUAUAAGGGUUCUGCCGAGGAGAGAGAUAGCAAAGUGAAUGAGUUGACUCGAGCCGUUGAAGAAAUGCAGAAGUUACUCAAAGAAGCAGCUGAAGCUUACUCAGCUUUGCAAGAAGAAAAUAAGAAAAUGACAGAAGACAUGGAGGAGUUAAUCAAAUUAAAAGAUGUACAGAUUGAAAAGUUAAACAAGGAACUCAAACAUGCCAAUGAACUGCUGUCUGCUUUAAAAGGAAAAAAUGUUUCUCUGAGUGAGUCGGCUGUUGAAACCUUGUUCCCAACAGCAGCAGCAACCAGCAAAAUUCUCAAGUCUGGAAUGAGUCUCACUCAGAUAUACAGUGAGUAUGUACAAGCAUGUGACAGUCUUGAGCUGGAGAAAGAAGAGAACAAGAGACUCAAUCAGUAUCUAGAUCAAAUUCUACAGGAAAUCGAAGAACGUACUCCCAUGUUGAAGAAACAGAGAGAGGAUUACGAAUCUUCAUUGGUCACAAUUAAUCAGCUGACAUCACAGCUAGAUGCCGCCAUGCUGGAGUCUGAGAAAAUACGGUCUGAAUCAGAUGAAAACUUCAGAAAAGUUGGCCAUCUUCAACGAGAAUGUAAAAAGUUUCAGCAGAAAACACUUGACUUGGGACAGCAGGUUCGAUUUUUACUGAAGGAAAUCCACGAGAUGAGAGGAGGGCCACUACAUGUUCCAGAUGGGUCAUCUAACGAGGUUUCUAGCUCUUCAAAUAUUAUCACAGAAAAGUUGGUUACGUUUGGGAGCAUAGAGGAGAUGCAGGAGCAGAAUGCCCGACUCCUGGAGGUUGUGAGGGAGUUGAGUGACAACAAAGAAGAGGAAGAAAGACUCGCCACCGAGGAAAAGACAAAGGAGUUGAAGGAACAGUUGAAUGAAACACAAAAGGAGCUGGAAGAACUUCAAGAAGCCCGCUCACGGCAAGCAGAAAUGGUUGAAUCAGUUGUUCGACAGAGAGACAUGUAUAGAGUUUUGUUGCAACAAGGUAGUUCUUUGCCACACCAGAUGACCGACCCUCCAAUUCAUGCCUCGACCCCUGUAUCCAAUGGACGACCACAGCACAGUGGCCAGCAUCAUCGCGUGGACAGUCCGAUGUACCAUGGUGCCGAAAUACAAAAAACACUACAGGAGACGAAGGCUGCUCUCGUACAACUUCAAGAGGAGUACACGACGUAUAAAAAAGAAAGGAGAACUAACGAAAGAAUAAUUUCUGAUGAUCUGGACAAAACACGUGCAGAGUUGUCAAAACUUAAAGUGGAAAAUGCUAAGCUUUCUUCUCAGCUGGAAUUCCAGGCAGAGAGGUUUAAGACUCUGCAGGCAAAUGCUGAUGGUUACCGGCGCGAAAUCACAGCACUUCAGGAGAAGAAUCAGAAAUACUCCACCUCUGUUGCAAAACAUGAACAAACAAUUAAUGUCUUAAGAGAGGAUCUGAUGGCCGCUAAUGAAAAGAACACCCACCUGGACGUCAGGUGUGAAGGCUUGAGAUCCGAACUGGAACUGGUCAAGAUGUCUGAACAGCGACUGAUUCAAGAGGUUACUGGACUCCGCAGGGAAAAACAGUCGCAGAACAUGCUCAUGUCCAAUCUACAAUCCAUACAGACCAGCUUAGAAAGAGUUGAGUUUGAGAACAAAACCCGGCAGAAGAAUCAGCUGGAUGCCAAGGAAAAGGAGUUAAUUUCCCUACGUCGACGGGUGACUACUUUAAUGGAAGAACAGAAAACUGCAGCUACUAGAUGGGAGAAACGUUUGAAGGAUGUUGAAAUGAAACUACAGGAGGAACAGAAGAGAAACCACGAGCUAAAGGAUUUACUGGCUGAAACUAACAAAUGUGUAGACAACCUUAAGCAAGAGCUGAAGACGUCUGAAGCCAAAUGUUUAUCAUUGGAAGAAAAGCUAAAAAGACUUGGUGGAGAGGGACACGGUGCUCCAGCUGCAAGCUCAGAAGUGUCAAAUGUAGAAGAAAUCAAAGAUCUCAAAUCACAACUCAACCAGGCUCAGCAGCGCAUUAAAAGUCUGGAACAACAACUUGCAACAGCAAAGAAACAUGUGGAGCAGUACAAGAAGAUUUCAGACAGUGUAGAGGAAACACUAAAACAACAAAAUCUGACUAGCAAACAGUUUCAAGAUGGUUUGGAAAAGAGAGCUUCUGAAAUGAAACAAGAAAUAGAACAGUUGGAAAAACGAGUAGAGGUCAUGGAAAAAGAAAGACAAGAUUUGUUGAAUGAAAAUAUUAAAAUAUCAGAAGAAAGUCAUACACUGAAUGCUGAUCUUCGGAAGCAGCUGUCAAGUCUGCAGAACGAGCUGCAGGAAGCUGUGGAGAGACGCGAGGUGGCCAUAGCUAAUGAGGAGUCGGCCAAGAGAGACUUGGAUGCGCAGAUUAAAAUAGCUGCUGAGGCACAAAACAAGUAUGAACGAGAACUGAUGCUUCAUGCUGCUGAUGUAGAAGCUCUGACAUCACACAAGAAACAGAUUGAAAAUUUCAAUGCACUGCUAACAGAAGCACAAGAAGUGGGUAAAAAAGCUGAACAAGAAUUAACAGAAUCACGGACAUCAUGGUUAGAACAGGAGCGCAUCAUGCGUGAAGAAUGCCGUUUAAUGGAUCAGCGAGUUCGAGAACUCACCCAGCAAAAUAAUGUCUUACAUCAACAGAUGGAGAAAUUGACAGGACAAGUGGUAAAGAUCCAACAGAGGGUCCGCGAGGAUGCUCCCAAACCCGGCCGAUCAGACGACACUGUGAAAACUUCAGAUCAGCUGCUGGAAGUUAUUAAAUUUUUGAGAAAGGAAAAGGAAAUUUCUGAAACACAGCUAGAAGUAGCAAAGGCUGAAUGCAACAGAGUAAACCAGCGCUGUAAUUUGCUACAGAAACAGCUUGAUGAUGCAAACAAGACACUGUCUGAAGAAAGGCAGACUUCUCAGAUUGCUGUUCAGGCUGCAUCUCAGCAUGCCGAGAUGAUGAAGAAAGUUGAAAACCUCAAUCUACUGUCCGACAGUAACAAGAUGCUGCGAGAAGAACGAAAUAAACUACAGAGUCAGCUGCAAGAAGCCGAAGCCAAAGUAAAGAAACUGGAAGCGGACAUUGCACCUUACCAAACAACCAUACGCACCCUUCAGGCCCAGAGAGACACAUUAGUGAGUGAGAAGAGUUCUAUGAUGAAUGAAGUUGAUCGCUGGAAGUCGCGAACAAACCACCUGAUAGAACAGUCACACAAGGCAGAUCCUGAGGAACACAAGAGAGUCUUGCAAGAGAAGGAAACUAUGCGCCGACAGAUUGCACAGAGUAAUGAAGAAAAGUCAAAACAGAGGGCAGAAAUAGUAAAACUGAAUUCAAGUAUACAAACAAGUCAAAGUGAAUUGCUUGCAGCAAGGAAUCAGAUAACACAGUUAAAUGUUGAGAUUACAAAUCUAAAAACUCAGCUACAAGUAAGCAAUCAAGAUGCUGAGGAGAAAGUCAAAACUAUUAACCAGCUGAAGAAGAUUGGAAGGAAGUACAAAGAACAGACAGAAAUGCUCAACAAGUCGGUAGAAGAUCAGAAGAAAGAAUUGGAAAAUCAGAAAAAAGAAUUGGAAGAAGUAAAAAACAAAUCUGCCAGUCAGGAGGCUGAUCAGCCCAAUAUGGCUGCCCUGGAGCAGACGUCAGCGGAACUGAAGAGUAAGAUGAGUGCCUUGGAGAAAGAGAGGGAGGAACUAAAGCAACAGGUGAAACAGAAAGAGAUGGACGUCACUGAAAUUAAGGAGGAACUAGAGAAAACUAAGAAGGAAAUAGUGGAACUGCAGGCGUCAAGUACCCAACUGAAGGAAGAGAAUGUGGAAUAUGAAAAGAAGCAGGGUCAUUCAAGAGCAGUUUUGCAGACAGCCAAAAAUAAGCUGACCAAUCAGAGGCAACAGUUAGAGAAGCUGACCCAUGAAAAUGCAGAACUGAAAAAGAAAGUUACUUAUGCAGAUUCUGCACUAAAAGAAGAGAGUGAGAUGAAAUUCAACAGUAUGAAGUCCCAACUGGAAAGUCGCAUCUGUAAGUUGGAGAGAGAUCUGCAGGAAGCAAAGGCGUCCUCUACGUCGGGCGAUACAUCAGACUGUCAACAGCAGUUGGAAGCAAAACAGAAGGAAAUCCACGAACUCCAAACACGGAUGAAUCUACUGCAGAAAACAUUGGAAAAUCACCAGAAAGCUCAGUCUCAAACACCUAGCAUAGCCGGGAGACCAGCUGCCUCGGCACAGCCAAGUGUUGUUGCAGCAGAAACUCCUAAAAAGGCCAACAUUCGACCAAUGGCCACUGCCGUAACAUCUGUUCGACCCACAACGCCCAUUUCCCACAGUUCUGCUGCAGCCAAAGUGACGGCUAGUAUUCGCCCCAUGGCAAUAGCUCCCUCGUCUGCACCUUCAGCUUCCACAUCCGCAUCAACAAGUGGCAUGACACCAACAGCCACUGUGAUGCCGACUACUGUGACACAACAAGAAGUUGUUGAAGAAGGACCAUCGUCAACAGCCACGCCUCAGACGAGUUCCGGUGGUAUUCCAUCGGCCAGCGUGAUGGCCUGGCCCCAGCAGGUGCAGAGAGUGUCGCCACAAGUGGAAAUUGUUCAAGGAAAUGAAUCUGAUCUCAUAGAAGAAUCAACGCACAUUACUGACCAGCCUGUUCAGUUAACUCCUUCCCAGCAGACACCACAGCAGAUGGUGCAGCCAGUGCCAUCUACGUCCUCUCACAUUACCACACCAGAGGGACCUGGUGUAGCUCAGCCAGUGAAAAGACAGAGAGAUGAUACUGAAAGUCAAGAGGACUCUGAGACCCAAGCAAAAAGAACAAGGAUUGGCCAGGAACAGUCUCCAAUCCCUACUAUCACAUUAACCGAUGAGAAUUCGCACACUGUAAGUCUGGAGUCGGGAAUCGCGCCUCUCGGUCCGGAGAAGCCAGCCAUGGUGAUGCCUCAGCCCGUCCAGCCCAUUCCACAGAACACGGCCUCUCAGUCUGAAACUAUUGCUUUCUCAUCGAGUCAAACAGAGAGUCAGUUUAGAGAGCAGGAAGAAACCAUCACUUUUACAAGUGAUUUAACAGAAAGUCACUCUGCUGAACAGACCCAGUCCGAUGUGGUACCUGAAGGACAUCAGGAAGAUUCAGGGAGUGAUGUCAUCUUUGUAGCAAGUGAUGAGGAAGAGAUGGAUGAGGAAGAUGAUGAUGAUGAUGACGACGACGAUGAUGACGAUAACGACGAUGAUGAGGAUGAUUAUGAAGAUGACGAGGAUGAUAAAACUGGAGGCCAGGAUGAUGAUGUUGUCAUCAUAGAUGUCGAUGACAAUGAUCAGCAGGUGGAGUCACGGAAUGUAGCGGAAGCACCUGCAGAAUCACAACAACCGGUGAUCUCACAACAGUCGAUAACCAGUUCAAACCCACCACCCCUGCAGUCAGUCGGCCAGCAGGCUGUUGGGCGAGCACAGUUAGCUCCCUUUAUUCUUGGGUCUCAGCCCGGUCCGUUCGAAGAAGAGGACUGCACUGUUCCCAGCACUCCGACUCUCUCACUUCCUCGACGUGGAGAUGGGUUCGCAGAAGCUUUAAAUUCUCCUCACGUUCCUCAGAGUUUUGUGUUUGGCAGUGGAGUUGAAGGUCUCAGCCAGCCAGAACUGGCACAGCUAGAAUCACAGAGAGCACUAGGUAUGGACGACACCCGGAUGGAUUUGUCUCAAUUUGAUGACGCCGGAGGUCGACCUGUCCCCUCCAUGCCAGUUCCUGCAGCAACUCCCACUGCGACACCUACAGAAUCUGUUUCCCAGCCACCUGAGUCUGUUACUGCUGUUAAACCUGAUGACGCUGCUAAAGAAACAGAGCCUACAGCUGCACAAGACAAACCUGCAGAAACCAUUCAAGAAGGAGAAGAUUUGGAGGAAGCUGCACUCUUGGGAGGCCAGGGUGACAAGGAAGAAACAUUGGCUGAAGGAGGAUCAGGUGACCGUGGGUCAGGGGACGCCCCUCCAGAAGGUUCCAUUCCAAAGUCUGAUGAGGCUGGCAGUGAGAUGUAUGAGGGAGAUGACAAGACACAGGAUGCUGCAGGAAUGACAAGGCCGCGUAUUCAGCGUAUUACCUGGAGUUCCCCUGAGGCAGGUGGUUCAGCUCCAGCCCAGCAGGUCACCCCACAGACCACCCCGCCCGCUCCCACUGUACAGAGUGAAGCCCAACCUCGUCAGGCCAGGGGUCUGCGUCGUGGAGCCAUGCCGACCAGGUCACGGGGAGGUCACUGGCCGGGUCCACGCAGACCCAUGAGAAGACCCGCAAGAGGGAUGUACAGACGUCCAUUUUGAAUCAGGAACUUGAAUUAAACAAAUCAUCGGCUUGAUUCAACACUCACAUUUGAAUCAUCUGAAAUUAAAUUACAGUCAGGCUGCUCAAGCAGUUGUUGGUUUUGUAAGACUAACUUACUAUUGCAUAAAUCAUAUACUUAAUCCAAGAUAACCAGUCUUAAGAGGCCAUAUCAUAGUGAACUCUCAAGUGAAUGCUAAAUGCAGGAUUGACCAACUGCUUUUGUGAAGUUUUGUGAAGAUUGUGUAUGAACUUUUUAUCACACAGAUAUUCAUCAAGAUUAAGUGCAAUAUGAAGAACGUGUUGGGACAUAAUUUUGUAUCUUGCACACACUCUGAAUAUGAAAUAGCACAGCUUUUGAGUUACAAUUGCACUUACGCUCACUAAAAUUUUUAAUGUGAAUGAAUCAUGGUUUCUCUUAGAACAGUUAUUUGUUCAUGUUAAAUUGGUAAUGUAUGUUAUCACUUAAUGAAGGAUCACUCUGUGACAUUUUCUCCAUUUCAUAUCACCUAUGGAAUCACAUCAAGUUUUAUUCAUUAAAAGCUGUACAUUGUU